GGGUGCUCCCCCUCACCCCUUUUGCCCUCUGUUGCCUCUGCUGCUGCCGUCGACUUCGUUGGCACCAAGUCGGUCGGCGCUGCGUCUGCCUCUAGCGGGAGACGCCGCACCGGCAAGGGCAAGGGGGGCAAGGGCGCCGGAGGGGCUGGCGGGGGUGGUGGAGGUGGCGGUGGAGGCGGCGGAGGGAGUGGGGGUGGCGGUGGGAGUGGUGGCGGGGGUGGGGGCUUUGGUGGCGGCGGUGGAGGCGGCGGCGGCGGUGGCGGUGGGAGCGGCGGUGACGGCGGUGGCGGAGGUGGCGGCGGCGGAGGUGGAGCUGGUCGGGGUGGUUCUGCGCAGCGGGGCGGCUUCGGUGGUGGUCAGCGCCAGCAGCAGCAGCGCACUCGUGAGACCCCGCCCCCCCAGCAGCUUCGUGAGUGGUACGCUGCGCGUCAGAGGGGCGGGGGUGCUGGUCCUUGUGCCUACGUCCUGCGUACUGGCGACCGCACUGGUGAACCGUGCGGUGGCCCGCACACCACCCAGCGCUGCUUCGGCCGCCUGACGGACGCUUGGCGUCUCCAGUUCCCUGACGCCACUGAGAUCCCCCGCUGGGGCGAGCUGCUUAGGUCGGGGGUUGCAAUCUUUGAUCUGGAUUAUGAUGCUAUUCUUGCUGCCAUGUAUGUUGUGUCUACUAGUGAUGAGGGUGACUGUUACCUGUGUGUUCCGCCUGACCCGGGCAUCGAGGCUUCUGCGCUAGGUGCUGGUGCGGCUGCUGCUCUAGGUGCUGGUGAGGCGGCUGCUCUAGGUGCUAGUGCGUCUGCUGCCCCAGGUACUGGUGAGUCUGCUCUCUCAGGUACCACGUCGGCUCAGGCCUUACACACCUUCACCCUUGACUCGGGUGCUUCCCGCUCCUUCUUUCGAGACCGCACCACGCUUGCGCCGCUUAGUCGGCCAGUUGCGGUCUCCCUGGCGGACCCCUCUGGGGGUCCUGUCCUUGCCCACUUCUCCACUGUCUUACCGUGUCCGGCGGCCCCCUCUGGCUCCCUGUCAGGUCUCUACCUCCCCUCGUUCUCUACGAACUUAGUGAGUGGAGCUGAUCUACAAGAUGGGGGGGUUGACCAGUUCACUCCUGCGAGUCAGCGGGUGACCCACUGUACGUGUGCUCGGACGGGCCGACACUUGGCCACGUUUACCCGUCAGCCGGGGUCGAGCCUGUACACACUGACUACUGAGUCUCCUCCGGUUGCUGGGUCUGGUCAGGUAGCUGCGUCGGGUCAGGUGUUUGCUGCAGCGUCCAGGACUGGUCCUGAGUCUGCUCCCUGCUCGUGUCGUCUCCUGUCCCACCGGACUCUCCUCUGGCACCACCGCCUUGGUCACCCCUCCCUGCCUCGUCUCCGAGGCAUGGCCUCCCGUUACCUUGUCUCUGGUCUUCCCCGGUCCCUCCCUCCCCUCCCUCCGGGGCCUGCCCCUACCUGCGUUCCCUGCGUCGAGGGGCGGCAGCGCGCCGCUCCUCACUCCUCCGAGUUUCCUCCGACAGAGGCUCCGCUGCAGACUCUUCACAUGGACGUGUGGGGCCCCGCCCGCGUCCGUGGCCAGGGUCACGAGCGUUACUUCCUGUUGGUGGUUGACGACUACUCGCGUUACACCACGGUGUUCCCCUUGCGCAGCAAGGGUGACGUCACUGAGGUGUUGAUCGACUGGAUCCGCGCAGCUCGUCUCCAGCUCGGAGAGAGUUUCGGCUCGGACUUUCCUGUUCUGCGUCUGCACUCUGACAGAGGCGGGGAGUUUUCCUCUGGCCUUCUGGGAGCCUUCUGUCGUGCACAGGGCAUCCGCCAAACGUUCACGCUUCCGGCCUCUCCACAGCAAAAUGGGAUUGCUGAGCGCCGCAUCGGCAUGGUCAUGGACGUCGCUCGUACGUCCAUGAUCCAUGCGGCUGCUCCCCAUUUUCUGUGGCCGUUUGCGGUUCGGUACGCAGCGCAUCAGAUCAACCUUCAGCCCCGGGUCUCCUUGCCAGAGACCUCCCCCACCUUGCGGUGGAUGGGGAAGGUUGGCGAUGCGUCUGCGUUUCGUGUCUGGGGAUCUCGGGCGUUUGUCCGCGACUUGUCUGCGGACAAGCUGUCCCCUCGUGCUGUUCCCUGCGUCUUCCUUGGCUUCCCCCCUGACGCGCCUGGCUGGCAGUUUUACCACCCCACCUCGCGCCGUGUUCUGUCCUCCCAGGACGUCACCUUUGACGAGUCGGUUCCUUACUACCAUCUCUUCCCCUACCGCACUGCGCCCCUCCCCCCGCCACAACUCUUCCUUGCGCCAGGUCCCCCCCCGGUAGACCCUCUCCCCCCUAAGGGUCCUGCCCCGUCAGGUGUGUCCCAGGUAGACGCAGUCGAGCCUGUCGAGGUAGCUGUUGACUCGGGUGCUGCUAGGGGUGUUGAGCCUGCGGGUGCGGGGUCUGGGGGUGCUGGGUCUGGGGGUGCUGAGCCUGGGGGUGCUGAGCCUGGGGGUGCGGAGCCUGGGGGAGCGGAGCCUGGGGGUGCUGAGCCUGGGGGUGCGGAGCCCGGGGGUGCUGAGUCUACUCGUGUGGCCUCUGGUGGAGCUGGGUCUGGGGGUCCUUUGGGUACUUCGUCUCGGCGGGAGCUACCCUCUCCACAGGAGCUGCGCGAGUGGUUUGCCAGGCGCUGGAGCCAUGCUGCUGAUGCUGGAGGUGCUGGAGCCGCUGGUCCUGGAGGUGCUCGUACUUGCGGUACUGGAGCUGCUGGGACUGGGGGUGCUGCUGCGGCUGCUGGAGUUGGUCUUGCUGGAGGUGCUGCUCGGGAUGGUGGUGCUGCUGGUGCUGGCGCUGGAGGUGCUACUGGCGUGGGUGCUGCUGGAGGUCCUUCUGGAGCUGGUGCUGCUGCGUCUUUCGGUGGUCCUGCUGGAGCUGGAGCUGCAGGAGCUGGUGCUUCUGGGGGUGCUGGAAUUGGUGCUGCUGGAGCUGGUGGUGCUGCUGGUGUUGGUGCUGACGCUGAGGGUGCUGGUGCUGUCCCUGCUGGUUCUGGAGGCGCUGCACGGCCGCGGCCGUACUUCGUUCCUCUCCUUGAGCAGGUUCUUGGCCUUCUGCCUUCUUCUGGUCCUUCUCCUGCCUUAGAGUGUCCACCGCCCGUCCCGUCCGCGUCACAGUUACAGCUGGCCUGUCCACUGCCUGCCCCUUCUCCCUACACUGGUCCUACUGGAGGUCUUGCUGAGCGUCGUGAGCCUGAGUCGCGUCCAGCGUCGCCUGUUCGUGCUGUUCGCACCGGUCGCCGUGUUCCGCGUCAGCGUCCUCCUGCAGUCCUCGGCACACACCAGAUGGCACUGCGUCCCUCCACUGCUCCACAGCGUGUCCCUUUGCCGUCUCCUCCUGAGUCCUCUCUUCCUGCUCUUGCUGACCCGGAGUCUGACUCUCUUCGUGCUGCUAGUCCUACUGUCACGCGUCUCCUGGCUACUGUUGUCAUUGACCCUUCCUUUGAGUCCACUGCUGCGUCUGCCUUAGUUGCUGAGCUUGUCGACUUCGCUGCUCACUGUCGUCUAGACUACGCCGCUAGUCUUGUUGCUGAGUCUGAGUCUGUCUGUCCUCCGUCCGUCGGGGGUGAGUGUGCUCUUAGCACGGACGUCCUUGAGGACAGGCAGGAGGAGUUCCAGUGUUUUGCUGCUGCUUUGCCUCAUCUCAUGUCCAUGCUGAUUGCCCCUGAGGGAGACCCGGAUGCACCAGACAUCCCGACUCCUCGAUCGUACGCUGAGGCGAUCGAGGGUCCCUACUCCUCACAGUGGCAGUCAGCCAUGGACGCAGAGAUGGCUUCCUGGAAGUCCACAGGCACCUACGUCGAUGAGGUUCCCCCACCUGGGGCGAACAUCGUCAGUGGCAUGUGGAUUUUCAGGGUGAAGCGGCCGCCUGGUUCUCCGCCUGUCUUCAAGGCACGUUACGUGGCUCGAGGCUUCAGUCAGCGGCAGGCAGUUGACUACUUUCAGACCUUCUCUCCCACCCCGAAGAUGACCACUCUUCGGAUGCUGCUGCACAUAGCCGCUCAGCGUGACUACGAGCUUCACUCUCUUGACUUCAGCACAGCUUUCUUGCAAGGCAGCCUGCACGAGGAGAUCUGGCUGCGCCGCCCACCUGGCUUCACUGGGUCGUUUCCUCCUGGUACCCAGUGGAGCCUCCGGCGGCCAGUCUACGGUCUCCGCCAGGCGCCGCGUGAGUGGCACGACACACUGAGGACUACACUUGCGGCUCCUGGGUUUGCUCCUUCUACUGCCGACCCGUCGCUGUUUCUGCGCACCGACACCUCAUUGCCGCCGUUCUACAUCCUCGUGUACGUCGACGACUUGGUCUUUGCCACUGCUGACACUGCUGGACUCGCCCACGUGAAGUCCGAGCUGCAGAAGAGACACACGUGCACAGACCUGGGUGAACUGCGCAGCUACCUUGGCUUGCAGAUCACCCGGGACAGAGCACAGCGCACCAUCACCCUGACUCAGUCACACAUGGUGCAGCAGGUCCUUCAGCGCUUCGACUUCACGUACUCCUCGCCUCAGGCCACUCCUCUGUCUACUCGCCACUCGCUCUCAGCUCUGCCUUCGGAUGAGUCCGUAGAGCCGAGUGGCCCGUACCCAGAGCUUGUUGGUUGCCUCAUGUACCUGAUGACCUGCACACGACCUGACCUUGCAUACCCUCUUAGCAUCCUGGCACGCUAUGUUGCUCGUGGGAGACACCGACCAGAGCAUAUGGCUGCAGCGAAGAGGGUGUUGCGCUACUUGUGCAGUACGUCGGGCAUGGGGCUAGUGCUUGGAGGGCGGCGUUCAGUGGUUCUCACAGGUCACGCAGACGCUUCUUGGGCUGACAACCAGGCUACGCAGCGGUCGUCACAGGGUUACACCUUCAGCCUUGGUUCUGGCUCUGUUUCAUGGCGGUCUACCCGCUCGUCUUCUGUUCUCGGCUCCAGCUGUGAGGCUGAGAUCUACGCGGGGGCCAUGGCUGCACAGGAGCUACGCUGGCUCACCUACCUGCUGACUGACCUAGGAGAGCUGCCUCGUUCUCCUCCAGUUCUGUACGUAGACAACAAGGCCAUGCUGGCCUUGUGUCGGGAGCACAGACUGGAGCACAGAACGAAGCACAUUGCUCUUCGCUACUUCCUUGCUCGUGAGCUACAGCAGCGUGGUCAGCUGCGUCUUGCUUACUGGGGGAUGAGGAGAGGAGGUGGGGGGGUGGCCGCAGCGUCCCCUCUUACUAACCCCCACAUCCCCACCCCCAACCAACCACCCGCCCUCAACCUCACCCCCCAUUUCAGCCGCCCCCUGGAACCGCACUCCCUCCACCCCUGUCUUCCUCCAUACCUCUCCCAACCACGAUGGUCCCUGUACAGUCUUUCACAGGUGGGCUGCUGGGCACAGGUGGGGCUGCUGGUCACAAGUGGGGCUGCUGGUUACAGGUGGGGCUGCUGGUCACAGGUGGGGCUGCUGGUCACAGGUGGGGCUGCUGGUCACAGGUGGGACUGCUGGUCACAGGUGGGGUUGCUGGUGCUGGUGCUGGCGGCUGGCGCUGGUGCUGGUGCUGGCGGCUGGCGCUGGUGCUGGUUCCUGGUGCUGGCGGCUGGCACUGGGGCUGGUUCCUGGUGCUGGCGGCUGGCGCUGGGGCUGGUUCCUGGUGCUGGCGGCUGGCGCUGGGGCUGGUUCCUGGUGCUGGCGGCUGGCGCUGGGGCUGGUUCCUGGUGCUGGCGGCUGGCGCUGGGGCUGGUUCCUGGUGCUGGCGGCUGGCGCUGGGGCUGGUUCCUGGUGCUGGCGGCUGGCGCUGGGGCUGGUGGUGCUGGCGGCUGGCGCUGGUGCUGGUUCCUGGUGCUGGCGGCUAGCGCUGGGGCUGGUUCCUGGUGCUGGCGGCUGGCGCUGGGGCUGGUUCUUGGUGCUGGCGGCUGGCGCUGGGGCUGGUUCCUGGUGCUGGCGGCUGGCGCUGGGGCUGGUUCCUGGUGCUGGCGGCUGGCGCUGGUGCUGGUUCCUGGUGCUGGCGGCUGGCGCUGGGGCUGGUUCCUGGUGAUGCGCGCUGGGCGGGACGGGGGACUGGAAUGGGCGGGGUAG
This is a messenger RNA of Closterium sp. Naga37s-1, 6051 nucleotides long. NCBI's taxonomy places the organism in Eukaryota, Viridiplantae, Streptophyta, Zygnematophyceae, Desmidiales, Closteriaceae. The record is from the annotation of a GenBank genome assembly.